Molecule: messenger RNA, 267 nt
Organism: Truncatella angustata
Lineage: Eukaryota; Fungi; Ascomycota; Sordariomycetes; Amphisphaeriales; Sporocadaceae
Exons: 1
Molecular function (GO): protein binding
Source: RefSeq, a predicted model, not a curated record
CAGCUCAAAGAGGCGAUUGCGAUAUAUGAGCAUGUGGUGGCAGUGCGGAGGGAGACGCUGGAUGAGAAGGAUCACUCUCGACUGGCAUCAGAGCACCAGCUUGCCAGUGCAUAUCUUAAAGAUGGGCUGGCUCAAGAGGCAGUCGACCUCCUGGAACAUGUCAUAGCAGUCGAAAGUCAGCUCUACGCUGAAAACGAUCCUGACCGACAAAUUUCAAUAGAAUUGCUCGCCAAUGCGCGUAAACAACUGGAAGCGGAAAUUCCAUAG